This is a messenger RNA of Drechmeria coniospora, 906 nucleotides long. RefSeq lists its product as uncharacterized. The coding region runs from base 1 to 906 and encodes 301 amino acids. The transcript has a single exon. Gene Ontology annotation, cellular component: COG complex; membrane. Lineage: Eukaryota; Fungi; Ascomycota; Sordariomycetes; Hypocreales; Ophiocordycipitaceae. Gene Ontology annotation, biological process: Golgi organization; protein transport; intra-Golgi vesicle-mediated transport. The record is from RefSeq and is a predicted model, not a curated record.
AUGGCUCCUACAAAGGCCUCGUCCAUUUCCCACCAUCGGUCCACCUCGGUGGCCUCCAUCACCUUCAACCUGGGCUCGUCCGACUCGUCCGACACCGACGACGACACGCCGCUGCCGUUCCCGACAGCCCUCCCCCGAUCCGACUUUCUCAGUCCCGAUUUCCAUCCCGCCCCCUACCUCUCGGCCCUUCCGCACCGUCAUCAGACCCUAGAAGACCUCCGGUCGGACCUGAGGGACCGAAGCACAAACAUCAGCUCGGAGCUUCUGGAGCUCGUCAACUCAAACUAUACCGCCUUUCUCUCCUUGGGAACCGAAUUGCGCGGCGGCGACGAAAAGGUAGAGGGUGUCAAGGUUGCUCUGCUCGGAUUUCGGCGAGCCGUCGAAGAGAUCAAAGCCGCCGUCGCCACGAGACGGGAACAGACGCAAGCGCUCACCGAUGAGCUCCGCGAGGUGCGAUCGGAUAUUGAGCAGGGCCGAAAGAUGAUUGAGCUCUCGGACCGGCUGUCGGCAUUGGAAGAGAGUCUAGUGGUCGCUGGCUUGCCCGACGGCGAGCGGGAGUGGGAGGACGACGACGAUGACGGUGACGACGACGACGACAACGACAAGGAGGAGGAAAAUGCCGACGGGCUUCUAUGCAGCCCUCCGACCAAGCUACUGCAGUCCGCACGCGAAUGUCGCAAGAUCAUGGCGCUCAAGGAAAGCCUCGACCAGGAGCACCCGUUCAUCAUCAAGAUGGAGGAGCGCCUGACGAGAUGUCGCAACACCUUGCUUCUGGACCUAGGCAACGCACUCAAGGAAGCGAGGGCCGCUGGUUUGCGAGGACACAACCGGAUACUGAGAUACCUCGAGGUCUAUCGCAUACUAGGCGCCCAUGACGAAGCCGUCAAGGCACUGCGCAAGGGGUGA